Messenger RNA from Fraxinus pennsylvanica, 576 nucleotides. The record is from the annotation of a GenBank genome assembly. Lineage: Eukaryota; Viridiplantae; Streptophyta; Magnoliopsida; Lamiales; Oleaceae.
AUGCACCCGGCCGUUCAUCCAUGUUCGCGUGCUAGGGCAUUUGUUGAGUUACAGUGCCGAGCCACACUCUACCCCGAGCUAUGCGUACGUUGUCUUUCCGAUCUCAUCACCAAAUCGAAUGCGACACAAUUAAAUCAUCAGCAAUUAGCCCAAAAUGCCUUGAGGAUGAGCCUAGCUAUGGCUCUAUCAACUAGGGUGUACGUCACCGAAGUGACCAAACAAUUCAAGAAAUCAAAAGCCAAGGAUUAUCAACAAGUCAAAGAUUGUUUGGAUCAAAUAAACGAUGGCAUAGAUCAAAUCACUAAUUCCAUCAAAGAGUUGCAACAAAUGAAUGAAGAUGGUGAAAGCGAGUUUCCUUGGCAUGCAAGCAAUGUCCAGACAUGGAUGAGUGCCGCUAUAACCGACGCUAGCUCGUGUCUUGAUGGGUUCUCCGGAAGGUCGAUCGGCGGCAAGACGAAGGCCAUGAUCAAAGCCAAAGUCCUUAAUCUUCUUCAGGUUAAUAGCAACGCUCUAGCCUUGUUCAAUAGAUUUGCUGCAAGAUAUAGAGCUUCUCAUGUCACCAAACCCAAAGUCUAG